UAUAAUGAAAACAGGAAAAUUAAGAAGUGCUCAACUCUGCAUGACGAUGGGGAAAGAAAGAAGAAAAACUCUUAUGCAAGGUUCAGAAGAGAAUGGAGUUUGUUAACGUUACGGAGUUGGAGCGCUGAGAGAAACCAAAACAAAAAAGUAAAAAAAAAAUCUAAAAAAUCGCGAGAAUGGAACCGAGCGUUCUGGAAUGUCUGGGCGUUGAAAUCAUCGGCGUCAUGAGUCCGGUGUCGAUCUGCAUGUUCCUGGUGGUUCUUCUGGUCUACGCCCUCUCCUCGCCGUCAUCCUCUGCCGCCACCAUCACAACCGCCGCCAACCUCGUCUACGCCGAGAACCCUGCCGAUAGCCCAGCGGAGAAGUUCGAGGGCGCGCUCCUCAACGCCGUCGUCUUCGUCGGUCUCAUCGCUCUCGUCACCUUCCUCCUCGUACUCCUCUACUACUACAACUGCACCGCCUUCCUCCGCCACUACACGCGCUUCUCCGCCUUCUUCGUCCUCGCCUCCAUGGGCGGAUCCAUCCUCCUCUCCCUCCUCCAGCGCUUCUCCAUCCCCCUCGACGCGGUAUCCUCCUUGCUUCUGCUCUUCAAUUUCACUGUUGUCGGUGUACUCUCCGUCUUCGCCGGCGGGAUCCCGAUUAUUCUCCGCCAAGCGUACAUGGUCUGCCUCGGGAUCAUCGUCGCCGCUUGGUUCACAAAAUUGCCUGAGUGGACCACGUGGACGCUCCUCGUUGCGCUCGCGCUCUACGAUUUGGUCGCCGUUCUCGCCCCCGGAGGCCCGCUCAAGCUCCUCGUCGAUUUGGCGUCCACCCGGAAUGAGGAGCUGCCGGCCUUGGUCUACGAGGCGCGUCCUACUGUCGCUACCCGAACCCCCGCCGCCCUAGGAUUUGUGGUCGCCGGGGUUUCGGAUUCUGAAGCUUCUAGAAUUGAGCUUCAGGUAGUUUCUAGGGAUAAUGUAAGUAACAAUGAUGAUGACGACGACGACAUUGAUGCGAAUCAUGGUGGGAGCGAUGAAGGGGAAAGGUCCCCAUUGGUUGGUGGAAUGAGAUUUGGUGAUGUUGUUAUUAAUGAGGAGAUGUCUCCCCUUGUUGAAAUGAGUGGGAUGGGGGAUGGUGAGGACGCCGAGAGGGUGAUGAGGGAGAUUGGUGGGGAGAGGGGGAUUAAGCUUGGCCUUGGGGACUUUGUUUUCUACAGUGUUCUUGUGGGGAGAGCUGCCAUGUAUGAUUUGAUGACAGUGUAUGCGUGUUACCUUGCUAUUAUUUCGGGACUGGGGUGCACACUGAUAUUGUUGUCGGUGUGCCGGCAGGCUCUGCCGGCACUUCCAAUUUCGAUCGCCCUGGGGGUUCUGUUCUAUUUUUUGACGCGGCUGCUGAUGGAGCCCUUCAUUGUUGGGACUGCCACCAAUUUGAUGAUGUUUUGAGGUUUUUGAGAUACAGGUUUGGCAGGCUAGGCUUUAGAAAUGUUCUAGUGGUUUCAUGUACAAGAAAUUUUUGCAUGGAAUCAUUAAGUAGGAUUAUAUCCAUUACAUCAAAUGAUAUACUUGUGCUCAUUUUCACAGAUAGUGUUGUAACUGAUGUUUGAAAUGAAAUGCAAUUCAACCACCCCUUCCAUGCCCUUUUCUGUAGAGAUUGUAAAUUUUCAAACUAAAAUGACUAGUUAUAUUAAGCAAGUCUUCCUUGUCCUUUUGUUGUACAUGAGAUUUGUAGAGGAAGUUAUUAUCUACUGGCAUUUGCUGAAUU
Messenger RNA from Vigna radiata var. radiata (mung bean), 1740 nucleotides. Its product is annotated as presenilin-like protein At1g08700. Gene Ontology annotation, biological process: protein processing. Gene Ontology annotation, molecular function: aspartic endopeptidase activity, intramembrane cleaving. NCBI's taxonomy places the organism in Eukaryota, Viridiplantae, Streptophyta, Magnoliopsida, Fabales, Fabaceae. Gene Ontology annotation, cellular component: membrane; nucleus. The record is from RefSeq and is a predicted model, not a curated record. The coding region runs from base 177 to 1421 and encodes 414 amino acids. The transcript has a single exon.